Messenger RNA from Pestalotiopsis fici W106-1, 1668 nucleotides. RefSeq lists its product as uncharacterized. The transcript has a single exon. The coding region runs from base 1 to 1668 and encodes 555 amino acids. Lineage: Eukaryota; Fungi; Ascomycota; Sordariomycetes; Amphisphaeriales; Sporocadaceae. The record is from RefSeq and is a predicted model, not a curated record.
AUGGAAUCUACACCAGAGAUCCCAAUUGAUGCUCAUACUAAUAUAACCAGCUUGAAGCUCAAGAUCGCCAAGGCUAAAGAGCGAGAGGCACGUAGUGCCAGCAUCGAUCUCAAAGACCACAUAUCUGGACCAAUUCCAGCAAAUCGUCAAGUUCCCGUAAAUGUCGCCAGACGGAAUGAUCGAGUCGUUUCUCCUGAUCCACCACCGGAUAGCCGCCCAGCUGCAAAGACAAGGCAGAAGCCCAAUAACUCACGGGGCAGAAGGAAGGGGACUCUUUGGCCUGGAGGGGAUGGUGAUGGUGACAGCGAUUCUGAUCCCGAGAAGACGGGCCGCAGUGACACCAAGGACGCACAAGUGGUGACCAAGAAGAGAGGCGUGGCAAAAAGCGAAGACGUAGAUCAUUCCAAUGUUAUCGAUGAUUCCUUCGCGAGGAGCCUUGUAAUUGAAGAGAACGAGAGAGUCAAGCAAUUGCGCGAUCUCCGGGAGAUUGGGGAGAAAUGGGAAGAGAUGAAAGAGGAGCGAGGUGAUCACGAACGAAAAGGUCAUCAGAUGAGGGAAAUGGUCAGAGCUCUGGAGCAAUCUGGUCCUGGUGGCCCAGUCCGCCAGAGGCUUCUCGACUUCGACGGCCGACUCCGGGAAUAUCUCAACGACAUUCUGUACGGCGUCAUAAAAGACAACGGGUGGGAGAGCGCCGCGCAGAUAUUGACCGAAGAAGAGGAGAUCGUGCAGUGGCUCGAGAUGAGCGUUCUAGGACGAUGCGUCGAAUUCGAUGGCUGGCAAUUCUCAAACAAGCCGCUGGAUGAACGCAUUUCUCUCGCACUAAAAUCUGUGGAGGAACAAUGUUGGAGGUCGAAGUAUUUCGCUCUGGCUCUGGAGAUAAGACAAGAAUACCUCGAAUCGGUCCCUCAGCCACCCUCAUCUGAUCCAGCUCACGAACCAGCGGAGCCUUGGACCAAGGACAUGGAGUUCGCUAUCAAAGAGUAUUUGCUGUGGAAAUGCUCCAAGUCACAAUUCUACCGAAAACCCAGAUUUAUUGAUGAGCUUGCCGAGUCAUUCUGGGCCAAAAUCGUCAAACAAAUGGUCAAUAGUGCUACGACAGCAACUUCGCUGUCUACGCCGGAUGGAGAAUGGCUUCAGCGUUUCGAGCAAUCGAGAGAGAGUGGGCACUUGAAAGCAGCCUACAUACACUGGGUCAUUGGAGAUGCUGACCCGAUCAAAAUCGAGCAGCUGUGCAAGGAGUGGCACAGAGUGAAACGGGAAGAUGCAUUGGAUCGAUACCACCGUUCAAUGGGGUCGAUCAAGUUGAAAGUCGAGCAGGUCUUCUGUCCUGGGAUUGUGAGGGAUGGAGAAGUUUCCUUGUUAUUAUUGAAAGGCGGGUUCCCUACAGGAAUUCGUCCAGUUUCGCCCAAUGAGCUCAAGAAUUUGGGCUGGUUUCGCGAUGAAGAGAGAAGAGGCUUCAACUUUUGGAGGUGCGAACGAAUUUUCGAGGAUGGGACUGGGAAUUGGCUCAAAGUUUGUAUGAGUGGCAAGGUUCUUGGUGCUUUUUGCCUUGAAAACUUGGGUUCUGCUCUUCAAUACACUGACGACGGCAAGGGCGGGUGCGUUCUGAACCGCAGGCCUCUGAGUAGUGCAGAAAGACUCGCGAUCUUUGGCAAUUCAAGAGCAUAA